AUGCCAUCUAGCGUCAUCAAACAUCACGUACAGACUGAUUGGCUCCGGGCAGCUAAAGCUUUGCAAGCGUCAGCAGAUGCACAAUCGUCUCGUAUGGAAGAAAUUGUGCGCUCUUUUCUAUCUAAUCUUUCCAAAAAGAUGCAAAUACUUAUAAUUAAUCGAAAUACCAUCCGCUCAUUAUACUAG
Messenger RNA from Plasmopara halstedii, 186 nucleotides. RefSeq lists its product as uncharacterized. The record is from RefSeq and is a predicted model, not a curated record. Bases 1 to 186 code for a protein of 61 amino acids. The transcript is spliced from 2 exons. NCBI's taxonomy places the organism in Eukaryota, Oomycota, Peronosporomycetes, Peronosporales, Peronosporaceae.